AUGGAUUCGUAUGAAGGUUAUGAUGCGUCUCCCGGAAAGAACCGCGAUAUGGAUUCCUUCGGAGGUAGAGGUGCGCCAGCGGAGUACCGCCGCCGGUCGCCAGCUUCUCAAGAUCGCCGUGGCCGUGGCCGUGGCCGUUCCCGCUCUCCCAUGAUUGACCGCUACGAGCCCUCUGAGCGCCGCCCCCGCGAAGAUUUCUACAACAACUCCCGUGAACAUGCUGCUCGUGAUCGCGAAGAUCGCCGACGCCCUCCUUCCCCCAAUGUCGUGAAUAUUGACCGUUACAUCCCGGGUCAAGACUCCGGCAAGCGACCGCUCCCAACGAAUCCCCUCCCUGACCCACUCAGCCUGGACUUCCAAGUCGGUUUUACCUGGUUCGCCGAAUGGUGGAGAGCCGAACAAGCCAUUAGCGAGGAGAAGGAUCGCGCCAAGAAUGGCGGUCGACGCCCGUCUCGUCUCAAGGGCGAGCGCGAAGCCCUUGAGGACCGGGACAAAGAACGGGCGCAAAUUCAAGCUGCGUACGAUUCAUACAAGGUCGACUUGCAGAUCAAGUUGGCAAGAGCAUUUGUCCAGCAACAUCGUGAAGAAGAAUGGUUCAAAGAGCGGUACAAUCCGGAGGUUCGCGACCCGAUCCGUGACCGUCUGCUGAACUUCCGAAAGGGAGCUUAUGAGCAGUGGGAGCGGGAUCUCAAUGGUGGUCUGUUUGAUGAUUUCACUCUCGAGGGUAUCUACAAGAGCGAAAGCGACGGUGCUGGUGGUGUGAUUGAAAAGGAGGAAGGCGAGGCCACUGCCGUCGGUGAAACUUUGGGAGUCCUAGAUUUACUCCCCGUGCGCGGAGGCGAGCUCCGCGAUGAGGCUCUGUCUCAACCUGCCUUGCUCAUCAAGACUCUUGCGCCGAACGUUAGCCGCGACAAGAUCGAGGAGUUUUGCAAGGAACAUCUUGGAGAGAAUGAUGGCGGUUUCAAGUGGCUCAGCCUUAGCGAUCCAAACCCGUCCAAGAAGUUCCACCGUAUGGGCUGGAUCAUGCUACAUCCCGGUGGCGACACGACGAGCUACGUGGAUCGGGGAGAUGGUCGCGAUGAAGAGAUGGACCAUGACAAUGGCCUGGGUGAAACCGUGACUGUCAACGCUGCCCAAAAGGCGUUGGAUGCCGUCAAUGACAAGACAAUUCAUGAUCCAGUCCACGGCGAUUUCACCUUGCAUGUUGGCGUUCACGCUCCUCCAGCCCAGCUCCGCAAGAAGGCUCUAUGGGAUUUGUUCUCCGCCCCUGAACGCAUUGACCGUGAUCUUGAGCUGGCCCGACGACUGGUCGCUCGGAUGGACGGCGAGAUGGGAGACGUAGAUGGAUUCAGCAAGAUUGAGGAGCGUGUCGAGGACCUUCGUGGUAAGGGCUGGCUCCAGCCCCCCGUCACUGGACCCGUCAGUGUCAAAAAGCACAAGAACGGCUUCGGUAAAGACGGCGCCGACGACGGUGAGAUGGAGGAGGGCGAGGAGCGAGAGAUCUCUUUGGACGACGAUGUCGACGAUGAAGAGAUUUUGGCGAAGAAGAAGAAGUUGGACUUGAUGGUCGAGUAUCUGCGCCGUGUCCACAACUUCUGCUUCUUCUGCGUCUUCGAAAGCGACUCUGUUCACGAGCUUGGUCGCAAAUGCCCAGGCGGUCACCUUCGUCGUCCCCGUACCGGCCUCUCCACUCAAGCCAAGGAGGUCGCUCGUGCCAGUGCCCUGGGACAACCCUUCCCUGUUAGGAAGAAGGAGCCGAGCGAGGAUGGUGAAGAGCGAGCUUCGCCUGUGCAGGAGAGGCGUCCUCAGCGUGUUCCCAAGUCAGAACAACAGCUACAGCGCGCGUUUAACUGGGUCAAGACAUUCGAGGAGAAGGUUUUGCAAAUCCUGGAGCCCGAAAAUGCCGACCUGCGCAAGCUUGGCGGCAAGCCUGUGGAGGAGGCUCUGGACGAGGAGCUUGCCAAGUAUGUCAAGCAGGAGACCGACGACCGGUACCGAUGCAAGGUGCCUGAGUGCACAAAGCUGUUCAAGGCGGAGAAUUUCUGGCGGAAACACGUUGAGAAGCGUCACGCCGAGUGGCUUGACAAGAUCCAGCGCAAUCUGUCUCUCGUGAAUGCCUAUGUUUUGGAUCCUUCACGCAUCGCCCCAUCCCGAUCCGAUGCCAACAGCAAUGGGCACUUCCCUCUUGCGUCCGGUCAUGGCCAGGGCGGUACUCCCCGUGGGUUCAGCCUGCAGAAUGUGCCCUACCUUGGAAACCCAGGGGCUCUUCCCAGCGGAUUUUCCCCAGGAGGCAUGCCCGGCAUCGUUGGUGCAGGUGGCCCCUGGGGUGGCAAUGGUAUUGCUACUGGGGAUGGCGCAAGCCUGCACCAGCCAGGCGUCAUGCGGCGCGGCGGGCACCGUCAACACAACCACCGGUCUGGUCCUUACGACCGUCGCCGCCCUCCUCACGGCACUGGACGCCUCAGCCCUGUCCGCAUGCCUGGCAUGUAUGGCCUUGGUGGUCGUCUUCCUCCUGCCAACUUCUCUGUGCCUGCUGGCCACCCAGCCGCCAACAUGGUUCCUCCAAACCCUUUCCCUGACUCCAUGGGCGGCGGCGGUGGUCCACAGGGUAUUCCUCCGCGCGAAGCAGUGCAGGGCCGUAGCCUGAAGAGCUACGAGGACCUGGACGCUGUAGGCGGAUCCGGCAGCGGUGAGCUGAACUAUUAA
This is a messenger RNA of Penicillium subrubescens, 2706 nucleotides long. RefSeq names its product putative arsenite resistance protein Ars2. Gene Ontology annotation, biological process: mRNA processing; primary miRNA processing. Gene Ontology annotation, cellular component: nuclear body. Bases 1 to 2706 code for a protein of 901 amino acids. The transcript is spliced from 3 exons. The record is from RefSeq and is a predicted model, not a curated record. Lineage: Eukaryota; Fungi; Ascomycota; Eurotiomycetes; Eurotiales; Aspergillaceae.